AUGCAGUGCUCCACGGCGGCUGAGCGCGAGCCGCCCUCUAGUCUUCAGCCCUGUGUCUAUUCGGAAGGUGAGGAUCGACUGUUCGAGCACAAAGGAUUGUCAGCAUCAGAAGGCCGCAUCAGUCAUACGCGAAGACGUGUGCUUCUUGCUGUACAUGUAGGUAUUGCCUGGCGACUUCCUUCUAUAACUUCGCAUGUCGAAAGCUUCCAUCGCCGGGUCGAGUCUACUUCCACAUUCGCGAGGCAGCCUUACUCCAGCAAAGUGCCCAUCAUGGAGGGCCGACACCAUUCUGUUGCUGAUGAGCAGUCAAGACACCAGAUCAGACUGCCAAAGAAGCUGAUAGUUUGCUGUGAUGGUACCUGGAUGGACCGCGACAACGGCUACAAGUCUGGCAAGAUACAGAGUCCAUCGAAUGUAACCAGAAUAGCCCGAGCCAUGCUGGCCGAAGACGAUGCAAAACGUCCCCAGAUUGUCUACUACCAAGCAGGAAUUGGCACAGGCCUUGGCAUGUACGAGCAACUUCUUGGAGGCGGGACUGGUCUGGGAUUGUCUGAGAACGUGAGAGAAUCGUACGCGUUCCUGGCUUCCAACUACUCGCCUAAGGACGACUUUAGCCCACCUGAUUCGAUCUUCCUUCUCGGCUUCUCACGUGGUGCCUAUACUGCACGCAGCUUGGGCGGCCUCAUCGCAGCCGUCGGUAUCCUCACCCGCAAAGCGAUGCCAUACUUUUACGACCUCUUCCGCGACUGGGAGAAUGCGGGAUCUGAAGGUUACGAGCCACAGUUCUUCAAAGCCUAUGCCGAGGGGUCAAACGACAAGACCGUGCUAGACAACAUGCCAGUACUCAAGCCACCACACAAAGCAGACGAGAAUCGAAUCGACACAUACAUGGAGUCAUACUUUCGACACUUACUAGCCUUCGGCCUAACGCAAGAAGCCAAUAUCAAGGCGAUCGGUGUCUGGGAUACUGUUGGCGCGCUAGGCAUUCCUGUGAACCCGUUAUUUCAACGCAUUGCACAUAUGCCUGCCUUCAUCAAGGAGAUGAAGUGGUACGAUACAAGACUCAGCAAUCGAACAGAGAAUGCUUUCCAUGCACUAGCACUGGACGAGCAUCGCUUUCCUUUCUCGCCAGCAGUGUGGGAGCUCGACAAGGGUAGCACCACCAACCUGAAGCAAGUGUGGUUUCCUGGCGCGCACUCGAAUUGUGGCGGGUCAUACGAAGAUUAUGGCAUGGCCAACAUAACCCUCGCCUGGAUGAUGGACCAGCUAUCAGGCAACAGCCGAGACCCCAGCAAGACCUUCCACCCAGUUGACUGGAUCCAAUUCGACGACGACUUCAUAGAGCUCUGCUUCACCCAGAAUACCCGCUACUACAACAAACUCGGCCCCCAAGGCGAAGAAUACAAAGGCUGGGCCAUGGGCAAAGUCUACAACUCAAACACAUUUCCACAGUCCUUGACUGGCGCAACGACUCGCAUGCCAGGUCGUUAUCCGCAGACCGACUGGGAGACGGGUCGGUACAGCGAGACGAAGAUGCUCGAGAACACACGGGAGUAUAUCCACUCUUCGACACGGGCACGUAUGGAUCUCGCAGGUCGGGAGGUGGAACCUCAAGAGUGGUAUCAAAAGCUCGCCCGCUACAUCUGGCGAACCAUCACCUGGCAACCCUACGUCUUGACUUACCGACCUCAACGCAAGAAGCUCCUGGCCGGCUACCUCACCCGCGGUGGUCCACUCGAAGGCUGGAAACUUGUGGACGGCCAUGCAUCGCACGCCGAAGCGAACAUGGAGAUUGACAUGAGUCCCGGCGGUAUUAAGCAAGUCCAUUGGGAGUAUACUGGUACUGACAAGACGUGUAAUCCUGAUGGGAUUAUGAAGGAGGAUAUCUUCGCCGAGGGAGGGUAUGAGGAGAAGUUGCUGUUGCAUGAUCAAGAGGGAUUAGCGGAUCAGAUUUUGUACUCGAAUAAUAGGUGGACUUGGUUUAAGAGGGUCAAGAGGGAGAAUAAGAUUGCUAAGACAUUUUGA
Molecule: messenger RNA, 2025 nt
Organism: Fulvia fulva
Lineage: Eukaryota; Fungi; Ascomycota; Dothideomycetes; Mycosphaerellales; Mycosphaerellaceae
Exons: 3
Coding region: 1-2025 (674 amino acids)
Source: RefSeq, a predicted model, not a curated record